UCCUUCAGAGACCUGGUGAAGGGAGGUCGUUACCGCCCCGGGUCGGGCGGCACGAUCUCGAUUUGGGGAUGGGGAACAGAAGCAUAGGAACUGCCGGCCUCCCAAAGAAGCAAGGGCCGGUGGCCCCGGACAGUGUCCACCCGGGCGCGGGCCGGAUGCAGCGCAGCCGGAGCGUCACGGUCGCUCGCCGCCUCUCUUAACCCCUGGCGCCCGCUGGCGGCGCAACUCGCGCCAAUUCUCGAACGGCUCUGCGCCGGGCGCGGCGCGCGUCUGCGUAGCAGGGGCCCGACUCUGAGCAAUUUGCGUAGCGAACGGCGGCCGCGCAGGCGCAGGAGGGGGCGGAGCGGCGGGAGCCGGGGAGCCGGAGCCCCGGGUCCCAGCGACCGGAGCCGGCUCCCCCAGCGGCGGCCUGAGGACGCGGCGUCGGCCUCCUCCCGCCCCCCGCGGCUGGAGAGUGGACGCAGUGGGGUGGCUGGGGUCGGGGUGGGGGCAGCGUCCGGAAUCCCCAGGACGGAAGGCAGAGGCCCUCCCCAUCCGGAUUGUUGGAGGGGAGAGAGCCCCCAGUUUGAGGAGGGGGAGAGCCAGGCGUUGAGCGUCCCCAGCAGCGGCCGCUGCCCUGAGCAGACUGGCGUUGGCUAGCUCUCCCCCUCCUGCCAGGACGACUCCAGCGACCAAGGCCAGGGACCCCUCUACUUCAGCCUCUGCACCCCACCCCCCCCACCCCCGGCUCUGAGGCUGGCCCAGAGAGCGGUACACCCCACCUCCCCACCCACCUCUGCGCUGGAGAGGAAAAGCUGUCCUUCCACACCCCUGAGUGAGGGACCCAGGUUGCCUGUGCUCCGCAAAGGCCUCCCUCCCUGACAUGGAGAGUAACCUGUCUGGCCUGGUGCCUGCUGCUGGGCUGGUGCCUGCGCUGCCACCCGCCGUGACCCUGGGGCUGACUGCGGCCUACACCACUCUGUAUGCCCUGCUCUUCUUCUCCGUCUAUGCCCAGCUCUGGCUGGUGCUCCUGUAUGGGCACAAGCGUCUCAGCUAUCAGACGGUGUUCCUGGCACUCUGUCUGCUCUGGGCUGCCUUGCGUACCACCCUCUUUUCCUUCUACUUUCGAGAUACACCCCGAGCCAACCGCCUGGGGCCCCUGCCCUUUUGGCUUCUCUACUGCUGCCCUGUCUGCCUGCAAUUCUUCACACUGACGCUUAUGAACCUCUACUUUGCCCAGGUGGUGUUCAAGGCCAAGGCCAAGCGUCGGCCACAGAUGAGCCGAGGCUUGCUGGCCGUCCGAGGGGCCUUCGUGGGGGCCUCGCUGCUCUUUCUGCUGGUGAACGUGCUCUGCGCAGUGCUGUCCCGCCGGCGCCGGGCACAGCCCUGGGCCCUCCUGCUGGUGCGUGUCCUGGUGAGCGACUCCCUGUUUGUUAUCUGUGCACUCUCUCUUGCCGCCUGCCUCUGCCUUGUCGCCCGGCGGGCCCCCUCCACCAGCAUCUACCUGGAGGCCAAGGGGACCAGUGUGUGCCAGGCAGCUGCGAUGGGUGGCGCCAUGGUCCUGCUCUAUGCCAGCCGGGCCUGCUACAACCUGGCGGCCCUGGCCUUGGCCCCCCGGAGCCGGCUGGACGCCUUCGAUUACGACUGGUACAACGUCUCUGACCAGGCGGACCUGGUGAACGACCUGGGGAACAAAGGCUACCUGGUGUUUGGCCUCAUCCUCUUUGUGUGGGAGCUGCUGCCCACCACUCUGCUGGUGGGCUUCUUCCGGGUGCAUAGGCCCCCGCAGGACCUGAGCACCAGCCGCAUCCUCAACGGGCAGGUCUUUGGCUCCCGAUCCUACUUCUUUGACCGGGCACACUGUGAGGAUGAGGGCUGCUCUUGGGAGCACAGCCGGGGCGAGAGCACCAGCAUGUCAGGCAGCCUAGGCUCCAGCAGCUGGUACGGCGCCAUCGGGCGGGAGCCAGGCUGGUGUGGGGGCAGCCAGACGCGGACCACUCCUCUGCUCUUCUCCCAGGUUCUGGGACCAGGCAGCCACCACCACAGUCUCUACUCCACCCCACAGACGUGAUCCCCGCCCCCCAUCUCCCCCAAGAACACCCAGACCCCAGUCCCUCCCACCCCAGGCCUCUGUGCCUAGUUCAUCUGCUGCUUCUUGCCCAGGGUCCCGGGGGGCUGUGGCUGCCUCUUCCCCAGGCCGACUCCUUGCUGCUCCUGUUGUAGUGAGCUUGUGCUGUCUCCCAGAGUGGGGGGCAUGACCCUGGCCGCCAGAUGUCCACAGCACCCUGGUAUGACCUACCACCUCUGCUUCUACACUGGAGGCAGCUACCUCUCCUGCGCCUGCCACUCAAUAAACAGUGUCUGUGCCCCAAGUCCAUUCACCGUC
Molecule: messenger RNA, 2365 nt
Organism: Hippopotamus amphibius kiboko
Lineage: Eukaryota; Metazoa; Chordata; Mammalia; Artiodactyla; Hippopotamidae
Gene: GPR137
Product: G protein-coupled receptor 137
Exons: 8
Coding region: 863-2050 (395 amino acids)
Biological process (GO): negative regulation of bone resorption; negative regulation of osteoclast differentiation; positive regulation of TORC1 signaling
Cellular component (GO): lysosomal membrane
Source: RefSeq, a predicted model, not a curated record